AUUUACAGUUGAAUCGCAUGGAAUGUGAUUCUGAUCGUACGGAGUGGAAACCGGACUACGAUAAAUUGUGCCCGCAUCCCUCUUGGAAAGCUAAGCGUAUUCAGAACGAUCUUGUUCGUCGCUCUGCGUCGCGCUAUUUUUAUAAGGGUGUUCAACUGAAAUUCGACGACAACGGAAGAGCUGAUUUCCGGGUGAAUCGUAAAGGGGAGUGGAUUCCCAUACCAACUGUCGCUGAAACUCGACGCGAAGAGCUGAAGAAAGCAGUUCACCCGUCUUGGGAAGCCAAGAAGAAGUUACGAGAAAAGCUAAAAAAGCAGCAGAAGGAGAAAAAUCCGCCUAACAAGAUACUCCCGUUUGAAGGCAAGCGUGUUGUUUUCGAUUAAUUCGCAAUGAAUACCGGAGGUAGAAGAAGACGUCAAGAUGAUGAUGGAGAAUUUCGCGGGCGGAAGCGGCGUCGCAAUGAAUCUAUUGAAAUCGAGGAGCGUUUUGAGAGCUUGAUAGUACGCCUCGGGGAAAGAAGCAAUGCAACGCUUGAAAACAACAUCGAAGGCCUUGCUGAAGUUCUUGACACGGACCUUGCGGCGUGCAAGGGAAAAAUUCUUAAAAUCCUUUGCGAUUGCUUCAUUCGAUCUCCAGAGAAGUGUACGAUUUACACCACGCUCAUCGGUAUGAUGAACAUCAAAGACUACAGUUUCGGCGCAGAAGUGGUCGAAGCCCUGGCAAAACUGCUUAAGGAAUUCCUGAAGAACUGUGACUGGUACAAGGCAUCUCUGAUCGUCCGAACCUUAGCUGAUAUGGGUAAUGCACGGGUUGUUUCUUUGACAUCUAUCGUCCAACUUUUUGACGUGUGGAUGUGCUCGGCGGAGGAACCUGACGUGCCACAAGUCAGACGUGACUUAUUUGCGUACGCCGUCAUGUACGCUCUUCCGUGGAUCGGGAAAGAACUUCGUGAGAAACAGUCAACGGAUUUCGACAAAAUUCUCGCUCGGAUUCAUAACUACAUGGGAAAUCGGAGUCGUGUUCACGUGGAUGGCCUUCGUGUAUGGUCAUCGGACGAUCCACAUCCCCAAGAAGAAUAUAUGGAGUGUCUAUGGGAGCAGAUUCAGAAGAUGCGAGGGGAGCAGUGGACUGAGAAGCAUCUUCUUCGACCAUAUAAUCAUUUUGCAACUGCUUUGAAUGGAGGAAGCGUACACAGUUUGCCGAGCAUUAUUCCACCCCCACAUCACAACGAUUAUCGCUAUCCAAAACCGAGAGUAGUUUUCCGGAUGUUCGAUUAUACUGAUUGCCCUGAAGGCAUCAUUCUUCCCGGUUCACAUUCGAUUGAGAGGUUCUUUAUCGAAGACCAAGUCGCCCAUGUUGUAUACUACUACCAUGAUGAUCGGAAGCUAUGUGCAAACAUGCUGGUAUCGAAUCCAUACUUCGGCAAGAUCCCUAUGGAGUAUGUCAUUGUGGAGGUUGUUAUGGGCGGCUUGUUCACUUUGCCCCGUCCUCCGUACCUGGAAGUUUUCUACGGAUCUCUCCUGAUAGAGCUAUGUAAAUUGAUUCCUGCAACCUUGCCGCAAGUGUUGGCUCAGGCGACUGAAAUGCUAUUUGAUCGCAUCAGCACCAUGGAUCCUGAUUGUUGCGAGAGGUUUGUGUCGUGGUUUGCCUACCAUCUUUCCAACUACCAGUUUCGCUGGUCUUGGGAUGAUUGGGUCCACGUCCAGGAUUUGGAUCCCCUUCACCCGAAAGCCGUAUUUGUCCGGGAGAGUUUACUGAAGGCCCUGAGGUUGACGUAUCACAAGCGCAUUGUGGAUCUGGUACCGAAAGCAUUGUCUGCCUUUGUUCCUGCUGAAUUCUUGCCCCAUUUUAAGUACAUGGAGCCUAAUGCCGAGGCGUUGCCGUUGUAUGGAGCAUUCGAACAUCUGUUCGCCGCGAUUCGCCAGAAAUGUUCGCCGGAAGAAGCAUUGGAGGUUCUCGGAAAAGCGCGUCUUCACGAUGAUGCGGUUUCUGGCGUGAAAUACACCCCGUCACAAAUCGAGUUAUUUGUUCAAACUUUGCUGUACAUGGGUGCUAAGAGUUUCUCGCAUUCGUUCGCUGGAUUGGCGAAAUUCAAGGAUGUUCUCAAGCAACUGGCUUAUUCGGAGGAUGCUCAGCUAUGCAUCCUACGUUCGUUACAUACCUUGUGGAAGGACCAUCAACAGAUGCAGGGCGUUAUCAUCAACAAGAUGUUGAGGAUGUCUAUCAUUGAGUGCUCCGCUGUUGCGAACUGGAUCUUCUCAAAGGAAAUGACUGGAGAAUUCACGAAGAUGUACGUAUGGGAGAUUCUUCAUCAAACGAUAUCUAAGAUGAGCAAACACGUGACGAAGGUACAGAACGAGUUGAGGGAAGUUCAUAAAGCCCGGCAAACAUCGAGGCAACCUGCUGGACAAAACCAGGAUGAAGACUCUGAUUCAGACGGGGAGCAGGAGCAGAAUGAUCGAGCUGAAUCGGUCAAUGAAGAAAUGUUGGAGAAACUCGAAGAGCAGUUCGAAUCCGCUCAAGCCGAUCAGAAAAACAUGUUCCUCAUAAUUUUCCAGAGAUUCAUCAUGUUGCUGUCCGAACACAUCGUCCGUUGUGACACAGAUGGGCGUGAUUUCAGGAACUGGUGGUAUUAUUGGACCCUUGGACGCUUGAAACAAGUCUUCAUGAUGCAUGAAGAGCAAGUGUAUCAAUACAAGGAUACACUGGAGACGCUUCUUUUUACUCAAGAGCUGGAUCACAACAUCCUGCAAGUUUUCCAGCAGAUGUUGCAAGAGGACGAGUUACGGGAUGCAGUGCUUCUAGUCUUUGCAAACAAGCAGGAUCUCCCGAAUGCAAUGAGCGCCGCGGAAUUGACUGAAAAGCUUGGUCUCAGAUCCCUCGUCGGGCGCAAAUGGUACAUACAAGCAACCUGUGCUUCUCAAGGCCAAGGAUUAUACGAAGGACUAGACUGGCUCUCUACAGAAUUAUCAAAGAAGUAAGGCACCGCGUUUUGAUGUGUUUCGCCGUCAUUGCCUUGACGGAUGUUCAUGAAGGAAAGUCUUUGGGGUGAAUUCUGACAGUUAAGCCGGUGUGCGGGAAAGGUGAAGAAAAGCUGCUUUACUCUGAUUCGGGAAGAACUUCAUUCCCUUCACAUCAACACGCACUUGGUUCCUGCUGCGAUUUUUAUUCAUUUUGUUUUAUUUGGCGUGUAUCACGGUUUACGGUUUUGAGUUCUUCCAUUGUUAUGCUGAAACGUCGCUGGGGUGUCACAGAUUUACCGAAGUCUCCGAGUUUCUGUUGUUUCUUGGACUUUUUAGUGCAACGUGUAUUUUCGAAGUUCGAAGUAAGGCUGGCACUGAAGAAGUGAUUCACGUGGUUGAAUAUCCUAAACGCAGGAUGAGAGUUGAGAUUCUGGUUGGAAUUCGAAGGCGAUAGUUAAUGGGAGCUAGAUAUGUUAAAUUGUUUUAAAAUGAUCUUAUUUUUGUGCUUUUGAUGAAAUGAACUUCUUUUCGUUUGCUUGAAUUUUGGUUUGUAUCAUCUCCGCCGAUGAUCGGCUGGAACGGGAAGGAAUGAAGUAAUGGAAGCAAAUGAUAUGAACUUGAGUGGCAUCCAUUAUUUUUCCUUGUGCUGCGAUGAGAUUCUACUAAUAGUUGCCUAAUGAUAUAUAAAAUCGGAAUUUUAGCGAGCGACUUCUGGGCCGAUUUCUAUUGACUUCCAAUUGAGGUGGUUAUCUUGUUGCGGUACAUCAUUGUAAUUCGUGGCACAAUGGUUUCUGGACGUAUUUUUCUGUCCCUGAAAAUAAAGCAUUCCUAUUUGAAACA
This is a messenger RNA of Notodromas monacha, 3803 nucleotides long. The record is from the annotation of a GenBank genome assembly. Lineage: Eukaryota; Metazoa; Arthropoda; Ostracoda; Podocopida; Cyprididae.